AGGUCACAGCCCAUGACACUGUGGCCACCAGCAGUGCCAAGAACAGCCCCCAGCACCUCUCCCCACAGCUUUGCAUUGCCAUCUGAGGCCCCAAAAUGAAAUCAGCUGCACCCCAGGAGGCUGGAGACCCAAGGGACAAGCCCUGUCCGCUAUGCACCAUGGAGCAGAAAAGCCGCCUCUGGAAAACACUGAAAUCACUGACACUGCUUCGGCUGCUGAAGAGCACAAACCGCAGGGUGCAGCGGCUGCACGCGGUGGCUGUGCGGUGCUGGCGCUCACUCACAGCACAGGGGCUGCCUGGCAUCACAUCACUGCUCCCCAGGGAAUGUCCCCACCUGCCAGAGCUGGAGGAGGCUGUGGACGACGCUGAGACCAGCUCGACCAGCAGCACCAUGGAUGCACCAAUGGACCCAGAGACAAGCACACCACCAGCAGCUGCGGAAGCCAAGCAGGACUUACUGGGGACACUUCCCCAGCGCUUCCACAUGCCAGCCCCCAAAGUGCUGUGCCGGCCUUCAGCCCAGCGCUGGGUCAAGCCCUGCUGCACCCGAUCCUGCGGAGAGAGCCUGGAACACACGCUCACCAUCCGCUACCCCCGGUGAUCACCAUCGGUAUGAGCACUGCCCUCGCUGAGCAGGGCCAUCCUCCUGAGCUCCAGCACAGCUCGUCAGCUGCUGGCUUCACUUUCAGGGCUGCCUGAGGAGUUGGAGAAGAGCUGCCAGGAGACCUGUGGGGUGAUGCACUCAGCCUCCUGCUAUGAAUAAAGGGGGUGGCCUAUGCCUUACCAACACUGAC
Messenger RNA from Phasianus colchicus (ring-necked pheasant), 795 nucleotides. RefSeq names its product TP53 target 5 (gene TP53TG5). Lineage: Eukaryota; Metazoa; Chordata; Aves; Galliformes; Phasianidae. The record is from RefSeq and is a predicted model, not a curated record.